AUGGCAAACAGGAUGCCCCAUGCGUUGGAAUUCCUGGCGGUGAGCGGCUGUUUCCUGGCUAUGGCACAGGUUGAUUUGGAUUAUACCAUUACGACUGAGGAUCAAAUUUAUCUUCUCCUGGAGGCCAGAAUUCAGUGUGAGCAAAACAUCACAGCACAACUCAGAGAAGAAGCAGAAGGCAACUGCUUUCCAGAAUGGGAUGGCCUCAUCUGCUGGCCCCGGGGAUCUUCGGGGGAAACCUUGGCUGUACCUUGCCCUCCUUACAUUUAUGACUUCAACCACAAAGGUAUGGCGUUCAGGCACUGCAGCUCGAACGGAACGUGGGUCUUCGUGCAAAGUUUAAACCGAACGUGGUCUAAUUACUCUGAAUGCCUUCUCUUCUUACAAGCAGAAAUCCACUCAGGAAAGAGGGAGUUUUUUGAACGCCUCUACAUUAUGUACACUGUCGGAUACUCCGUCUCCUUCAGCUCCUUGGCAGUGGCUAUUUUCAUUAUCGGCUACUUCAGAAGGCUUCACUGCACCCGGAAUUACAUCCACCUGCACCUGUUUGUCUCUUUCAUGCUCAGAGCCAGCAGCAUCUUCCUCAAAGACAAAGUGGUCCACACUCAGGUUGGAGUCAAAGAGCUCGACUCCCUGCUGAUGAGAGACCUGCGGAGCGUUAUCGUGGCUCCCGUCGUAGACAAGUCCCAGUACGUGGGCUGCAAGAUCACCGUGGUGAUGUUUAUUUACUUCUUGGCGACCAACUACUACUGGAUCCUGGUGGAAGGCCUGUAUCUGCACAGCCUGAUCUUUGUGGCGUUCUUUUCAGAUACCAAGUACCUGUGGGGGUUUACCUUAAUCGGCUGGGGAUUUCCGGCUGCAUUUGUAGUGGCGUGGGCAGUGGUCCGAGCAAUGUUGGCAGAUUCAAGGUGCUGGGAGCUCAGUGCUGGAGACAUGAAAUGGAUUUACCAGGCUCCAAUUUUAGCCGCUAUUGGGUUAAAUUUCAUUUUGUUUCUGAACACUGUUCGGGUUCUGGCUACAAAAAUCUGGGAGACCAAUGCUGUUGGCUACGACACAAGGAAGCAAUAUAGAAAACUAGCGAAAUCUACCUUGGUCCUGAUCCUCGUCUUUGGAGUGCACUACAUCAUCUUCGUUUGCCUGCCUCACACCUUCACUGGGUUAGGCUGGGAGAUCCGAAUGCAUUGCGAACUGUUCUUCAACUCCUUCCAGGGAUUUUUUGUUUCCAUCAUCUACUGCUACUGCAACGGAGAGGUGCAGACCGAGAUCAAGAAGAUCUGGGCCAGGUGGAACCCACCUAUCGACUGGAAAAGGACAGCUCCUUGUGGGAGUUACCGCUAUGGCUCCGUCCUCACCAACAUGACCCACAGCACUAGCAGCCAGUCUCACAUGGCGGCCGGUCCCCGCAUGGCCGCGAUCUCCAACAGGGCCUGCAAAAAUAUCGCCCAGCAGAACGACGCCCACGUGAAUUUGCCUGGAUAUGUUAGCAGCAACUCUGAACAGGACGGCGCUCAUCGCUGGGUUCACGACCCAGCCGAUGAAGGCGAAGAGAAGCGGGUGGAUGGCAUUUCUCUCAAGGAGACCCUGAGGCCUCACGAGGCCCACAUGGGCCCCCUGGAGGAAGAGGAGGAGGGCAGCAAGUUAGAAGCAGAAGAAGUGCUUUAA
Molecule: messenger RNA, 1662 nt
Organism: Euleptes europaea (tarantolino)
Lineage: Eukaryota; Metazoa; Chordata; Lepidosauria; Squamata; Sphaerodactylidae
Gene: PTH2R
Product: parathyroid hormone 2 receptor
Exons: 13
Coding region: 1-1662 (553 amino acids)
Biological process (GO): adenylate cyclase-modulating G protein-coupled receptor signaling pathway; cell surface receptor signaling pathway
Cellular component (GO): plasma membrane
Molecular function (GO): peptide hormone binding; parathyroid hormone receptor activity; G protein-coupled peptide receptor activity
Source: RefSeq, a predicted model, not a curated record